CAGUUGAAAGUAUUUAAUGAUCUUGGAAAAGGUGUGUUAGAAAAUGCUUGGCAAGGUUAUAAUUGUUCUCUAUUUGCCUAUGGUCAAACUGGUAGUGGUAAAUCCUACUCUAUGGUGGGCUAUGGUAAUAACAAGGGCAUUGUACCCUUGGCUUGUGAAGAUCUAUUUAAAGGUAUAGCUGAUAAACGUGUUAAUGCUAAGAAAGAUGAAGAAUAUCAGGUAACUUUAAGUAUGUUGGAGAUUUAUAAUGAACAAGUCCGAGAUCUGCUAAAUACUAAAACAUUACAAAAAGGUGGCUUAAAAGUUCGACAGCAUCCA
This is a messenger RNA of Lottia gigantea (owl limpet), 318 nucleotides long. RefSeq lists its product as hypothetical. Gene Ontology annotation, biological process: microtubule-based movement; cytoskeleton-dependent intracellular transport. Gene Ontology annotation, cellular component: kinesin complex; microtubule. Gene Ontology annotation, molecular function: microtubule motor activity; ATP binding; ATP hydrolysis activity. The annotation marks the transcript as partial. The transcript has 2 exons. NCBI's taxonomy places the organism in Eukaryota, Metazoa, Mollusca, Gastropoda, Lottiidae. The record is from RefSeq and is a predicted model, not a curated record.